AUGUUCACCAUCCUCCCAAUAUUCUUAUGUUUUCUCCCGUUCUCCACACAAGACAACGCGACUGCCAACAAGUUAUCGAAACUCGUUGAAAGCGCCUUGACGCAACCAUCAGACGCGAAUUGUCGCAAAAUUUUUGCUCCAGUUUUUGUGAUGCGCGAAAUUGGCGUGAGCGUGGAGAUGUUCGAUUUGUCCAAUUUUAUCAAAGACCGCAAACCAUUUGAGAAUCGUUGGUCUGGUGAAAAAAUCGAAGAGAUCAAGGUUCAAGGUUUCAAAAGAUCGGAAGAUCGAAUUAUGGUGAUCUAUGAGGUUGGACAGGGUGUCGAAAAGAGAAAUCGAACAUUUUGGUCGCAGAAUGAUAAGGUCUACUAUGUUGAAAAAUAA
This is a messenger RNA of Caenorhabditis angaria, 381 nucleotides long. The record is from the annotation of a GenBank genome assembly. Lineage: Eukaryota; Metazoa; Nematoda; Chromadorea; Rhabditida; Rhabditidae.